This is a messenger RNA of Rhopilema esculentum, 715 nucleotides long. Its product is annotated as B-cell lymphoma/leukemia 10. The record is from RefSeq and is a predicted model, not a curated record. NCBI's taxonomy places the organism in Eukaryota, Metazoa, Cnidaria, Scyphozoa, Rhizostomeae, Rhizostomatidae. Gene Ontology annotation, biological process: apoptotic process; adaptive immune response; positive regulation of extrinsic apoptotic signaling pathway. Gene Ontology annotation, cellular component: CBM complex; cytosol. Gene Ontology annotation, molecular function: NF-kappaB binding; protein kinase B binding; transcription coactivator activity.
CAACAGCAACAACAAACAUUUAGAGUAAGUGAUAAUAUGGCGGACGAGGAAGUAGAAGAAAUUUAUCUUCAAUUAAAAGAAGAGGUUUUGAAAGAUUUGAGACCUUUUCUAGUCCAAAACCUGGAGUGUCAAAAGUUGUUUGCCUUUUUAAGAUCGCGUGAAGUGCUUGAUGUUGAUGAUCAAGAAGAAAUUGAGGCAGAAAAAAUAAGACGAAGGAGGAAUGAACGACUCUUGGACAUUGUAAAAAGCAGAGGAUCAGAUGGUUUUGAUAACUUCUGUGAAGCAAUCAGACAGAAUAAGACCCAGAUCUUUAUUCUGAAAGCAAUUCUCGAUUCUUUUCAAAAGAAACUGGACAACUGUUCUGAUAUUUCAUUAUUUAAUGGAAAUGGUAGUAAUGAAUUGACAGAAGCCCAGCUACCUGUUCCAGGGGGGCCUGGUGGCCCAGCUGUUCCAUAUUUUGAGAUUCCUGAAGAAUAUAUAACAACCACAAAUGGUGAAAUCAGGGGAAGAAGAGCAAGAUCACCACCUCCAGUGUAUACAGAGUCUUAGUUUAACAAACCCAGUGAACCUAGAACUUUGCUGGUACUUUCAUACCAAACUUGGCAAAUUAGGUACAUAUGUUAUUGUCAGAAUUUGUUUUAGCAUCCAAUUCUUUUUAAAAGGGCAGAUAAUUUAUUUGUGCUUAAUAUUUUUUAGUCUUGUCUUGAAAUUCUUA